Phyllopteryx taeniolatus (common seadragon) is the source of this 667-nucleotide messenger RNA. RefSeq names its product ribosomal protein L17 (gene rpl17). Gene Ontology annotation, biological process: cytoplasmic translation. The coding region runs from base 77 to 631 and encodes 184 amino acids. Lineage: Eukaryota; Metazoa; Chordata; Actinopteri; Syngnathiformes; Syngnathidae. The transcript has 7 exons. Gene Ontology annotation, molecular function: structural constituent of ribosome. Gene Ontology annotation, cellular component: ribosome; cytosolic large ribosomal subunit. The record is from RefSeq and is a predicted model, not a curated record.
AGUGUCGUGGCGCAAAAGAGCUGCGCGGUGAUGCGUCACUUCCUCUUUCCCGGCGAGGCCUCUUCGAAGUCCGAUCAUGGUCCGCUACUCUCUGGACCCCGAGAACCCCACCAAGUCAUGCAAGUCGAGAGGCUCCAACCUGCGUGUCCACUUCAAGAACACGCGUGAGACCGCUCAGGCCAUCAAAGGUAUGCACAUCCGCAAGGCCAACAAGUACCUGCGCGACGUGGUUGUCAAGCACCAGUGCGUCCCGUUCAGACGCUACAACGGCGGCGUGGGCAGGUGCGCCCAGGCCAAACAGUUCGGCUGGACGCAAGGCCGAUGGCCCAAGAAGAGCGCCGAGUUCCUGCUGCACAUGCUCAAGAAUGCGGAGAGCAACGCUGAGCUCAAGGGUCUGGACGUGGACUCCCUUGUGAUCGAGCACAUCCAGGUGAACAAGGCGCCCAAGAUGCGGCGCCGCACGUACCGCGCCCACGGCCGCAUCAACCCGUACAUGAGCUCGCCGUGCCACAUCGAGAUGAUCCUCACCGAAAAGGAGCAGAUCGUCCCCAAGCCUGAGGAGGAGGUAGCGCAGAAGAAAAAGGUGUCACAGAAGAAGCUGAAGAAGCAAAAGUUGAUGUCACGCGAGUAACCUGGAAUAAAAAAUGUCAUCAAGUUCCAAAAGCAA